Silurus meridionalis is the source of this 2410-nucleotide messenger RNA. RefSeq names its product phosphatidylcholine transfer protein. The transcript has 6 exons. The coding region runs from base 19 to 663 and encodes 214 amino acids. NCBI's taxonomy places the organism in Eukaryota, Metazoa, Chordata, Actinopteri, Siluriformes, Siluridae. The record is from RefSeq and is a predicted model, not a curated record. Gene Ontology annotation, molecular function: phosphatidylcholine intramembrane carrier activity; phosphatidylcholine binding.
UUUUGGUCAUUUGAAAACAUGGCUCUGCAGUUCACCGACGCGGAUUUUCAGGAGGCAUGGAGGGAGCUGGACGAGCCUCAGUUGGAAGGAGAAUGGGAGAUUUUUACAGAGACCACUGGCGUGAAAAUCUACCGACUUUACAGAAAGGAAACAGGCCUUUAUGAAUAUAAAGUGAUGGCCACACUGUCCAGCUGUUCUCCGGAGCAAUAUGCAGAUGUUUACAUGGAUCUAGCCUACAGGAAGCAGUGGGACACGUAUGUCAAAGAGCUCCAUGAGAAAGACUGUGAUGGACAGAAGUUCAUUUACUGGGAGGUGAAAUAUCCCUUUCCCCUGGCCAACAGAGAUUAUGUGUAUGUUCGGGAGCGCAGGGACCUGCAGGUAAACGGGAGGAAGAUCUGGGUGGUGCUGGCGAGGAGCUCGACUGUGUCUCAGUGCCCUGAGAAGUCUGGAGUGAUCAGAGUAAAGGAUUACAAGCAGAGCGUCGCCAUGGAGGAUGAUGGAGCCCAGGGCACAAAAGUCUUCAUGAACUACUUUGAUAAUCCUGGAGGUAACAUCCCAACGUGGGUCAUCAACUGGGCGGCCAAGAGUGGAGUUCCAGGGUUUCUGAAGGACAUGCAGGAUGCGUGCAUUAAAUACUCCAACUACUGCAAGAACAGGAAGUGAAGUGCACUUUCCCCUUUGCUACUCCUCUCUCUGUCUACUUGUCUUUUCUGAACCUUCUAAUCACUCAUACAGCUGAUUUUCUCGUGCUCAAGAAGGCUACAUUGGGGUACGUUAAUAUGGGCUAUAAUGUUGCUCCUGGAGGAAAAUCAGAAAUGGCAAAAAAAUAGUAGGUAGUAAAAUAUCCAAUCAAAGAAUUCAGAGCAUCAAACACACUUGCAUUUAAUCAACUGUUUCCCAACCAUUUUCAGCCGGAUUACACUUGGUGUAAAUAUCCCCUUCUGCUUCCUUCUCCAGCCUUUGACCACUUGACUGUCAGGACGUCGCAUCGUGAACAAUCACAAUAUCAAAAAUCCAAGUAGUCGGCUCUCAUAAUCGCAGCUCUCCAGGAGGGUUUUGUGAUGCAAAAAAACAUUCAUUGACGUGUUCCUGCUCAAAUGUGCAAUAAAAACCAGUGCUCAUUUAUAAAUAAUUUGCAGAAGAAGUUGCAGUAUGGAUUGGAGAAGAAAGGUUGUGGCAAUGUUUUCUAUGGAGAUGUAAAGGCACUGCAAUCCUAAUACACACAUCUGAUUGGUCACCGAGGAAUUUGGUUGGAUCCUUAGUUUCCAUUGGCCGUUAAAAGCCUUUAUUACUGACACUCCGUCACACGAGUCCGAAAUAAGCUACAAAACUCGUCUCUUUGCACUUCUACAGCAAAUAAACGCCGUUUGGGCGUAGAUUCAUAUUGUUACAAUAGAAUAUCAGCUAAUACCAGCAUUGCAUUUUGGUUCCCCAACAAAACACUGAAUUACAUUUAUAAGCGAUAUCAUGGUGAUAAACAAACAUUACUUAUAAACUAUGAGGCAGGAUUUCACACUGCUAGAUUUUUGCCUGAAUAAUAACCACCAGCACCAGUGCCUUUUUUUUUUUAGUCUUCUAAAAUAAUGUCCUUUAUUUCUCCUAAAAAUCAUACACAAUAAUUUCAUCAGUAUAUAGCUGCAAAUCUUAUGCAUUCCAUCAUGCACACACGUUUUCAUUUACACGCUCGCUGUGAUCCAUGCAGCUUUCUCACGUGUACAAUGGAGAAUGCAUGUAGAGCUCCCCCUGCUGGCUGAAUGGUAUAUUGCUGAAUAUUCUGUCACAUAAAAAAAUUAAUGCAAAAUUAAUUUAAAAACACUUUUUUCUUCCUUCCUUUUUAUAUAUAAAAAAAGACACUUCCAACUCUAACCAUAAUAUUUUUGGACUUGCUCCAUGACACUGUGGACCGACAGGAAGAUUGUGUGCACUUUAUAUAGGAGACAGAAAUAAACUGUAGAAAGUGAUAUUCCACAUAUAUAUAAUAUGUAUAUCUAUGAGAGAGGUUUAUAUUCGGUGCACUGGAAAAUAUUUAAAACCGUUAUACAAAAUAUUUUACUGUAAAUGAGUUAAAGGAGCACUUUUUGGGGGGGAAAAUCCAAUAUGCACAAUUUAAUGUUUACUGCAGAUGUACUUGAUCAGUUAUGUUUGGUGUUUUUAAUGUUGGGUUAGUUUUUCUUUGUCUUUUUUUUCCCAAUUUAUAUAUUAAUUAUUUCAUACAUUUUAAAUAUAUAUUCUGAAAUGUGUGGCUUUUAUUUGGUGUGAUUUUUCUGCAUUUUUCCCCUUUGUGCAUGACUACCUCUUAGAAUGUGUGUACAUUUUAUUCGGCUGUGGUGUGUGUAUUUCUUUCGGCUGUUUGUCACUGAUUGCAAUAAAUUGAUGAUUAAAUAAAAUAGAGAUUGACAACAGAUACUUA